AUGUAUGCGAACUGCGCCCCCUGCGUAAAAUAGACUUUGUGACCGUUGGGAAGAGAGCGCGAACCGAUCAACCACUCUCCUUUUCUCUCUCUUUGUUCAACGAUCCUCUGUUCGAUUUCUCAACGAACAAUCGAUUGAUCAGUCGAUCGAUCUCUUCGGAGGAGCACGAAUCGCUAUGUCGUUACUUCUUCGACUGAAUUUUAGGGCUUUUCAUGCUUUUUUCUUAUGUUCGAUUAUUCUGAGCUGGUUUCCAGGGUCCAUAUUGUCAGCAAUAGUUACACUUGAUUCCAUCGAAAUUUUUAAAACACACGAAUGGAUAACCAAACCAACAGUUUACUUUCAGUGUAAAGGAGAGAACAAGACUUAUUUGCCAGAUGUGAAGAAAACUUAUGUCUCUUAUACUUUUAAGGGCGAAGAAUCUUGGCAGCCUUUGACAGAUUUUCCAAAUUCAAAAUGCAAGCGAUGCGGGAUCUAUGAGGAAGACUUCUUAAAAUCAGAUGUAUUUGAUGAGUGGGAAUUUUGUCCUUCUGAUUUUAGUGAAUCUGAUGGAAUAUAUAAACAUUUCAAAGACAAGGAAUUCAAUGCUACAUUUGUAUGUGCGGGGUGCGAGCCUCUUGGAAUCGAUUCUAAUCAUGCCUCGGAUUCCCAUAAUGGAAGGAAGGGAAUGCAUUGGGCCGUGGCAGUAAUAAUCAGUGCAUUGGUUUCAACUGUUUUUAUCAUUGGACUGGCGGUUGCGUACAAGUAUUGGCAAAAGAGAAAGAGGCAACAAGAGCAGGCCCGGUUUCUAAGACUCUUUGAAGAAGGCGACGACAUUGAGGAUGAGUUAGGUCUUGGGCCUCUUGGUGGUGUAAUUUGAGAAGUAGCAUCUUAUGUUACAUCACUACCCAAAACCUUUUGUAUUAUGAUUUUGUGAGUUGGUUAUGGACUAAAUUGUUAGGUUGUGUUUGGAUCAUGGAUUUGGGUAAGAAUUUGGAAAGAGAAAUGAAAGCGUAGGCGAAAUAUUUCUAUAUUUCAUCUAGCUUAUCUCUUUCCAUUUCCACAUCCCUCUCCUAUACCAUGAUCCAAACACAGACUUGGAGAAAGAAAAGUAAAGAAAAAGAAACAAAAAGCUCAUGAAAGUGUAAUGUGAGCAGGGCAGAGGUUUAAUGUUGUUUCCGAGAUUUGUUCAGCCUGUGGUUCAUAUGGAUGAGUAGAAUUCUCAGGACCAGAGGAUGUGAUUGUGUUUAGGUUAUGGAAACAUUAAAAAGAAAUGAUAAGAGCAAUGACUGAAUGAUUGUAUAGAGAUUUCAUUUGCCCAAAAAAGUACCGAUGAUUGCAGAG
Molecule: messenger RNA, 1320 nt
Organism: Camellia sinensis
Lineage: Eukaryota; Viridiplantae; Streptophyta; Magnoliopsida; Ericales; Theaceae
Source: RefSeq, a predicted model, not a curated record